GGAACUCAAGUUUAGUCCGCGCCUCGGGAUUCGACACGGCUCCUGGGUGUACGAGCCAACAGUAGAAUAACGCAUAGAGAAAUCGUUUGGACGAAGGAAAAAGAGAAAAAAGGACGGUGUACAAGUUCGACCGAGUGGUGUGCCUCUUUCUUUCGGAUACGAGACGGAUUAUCUUUUUCCCUCGCGAUGCUCUCAUUGUCGUCGUUCACCGUGCCGAUUCUCGACGGCGAUCGUUCGUAAAUCGUGUCGCUGCACUCGAAGGUACAAGGAAACACAGUGACCACACGGAAGGAGUAUCGUCGAUGUGAACUUAUCUCGAUCGGUGGAAUUUCGAGAGAAAAAGUACGGUUAGAGAGAGGCAGACGGUAUACCGUGGGAUCGAAAGCAAGAGAGACAGAUAGAAAGAAAGAAAGAGAGAGAGAGAAAAACGGAAGAGAGUUACAUUAAACGUCGCGUACUAUGUGGGACGUCGCGUCGAGUGACAUUCUAGCUUGGAGACAAAAUGGGGCCCGUUGAUCGGGCCCGGAAGAUCUCAGGGGUCCGAUUAUCAACGGAGGUAUGGAUGUCAUCGGGGACGGGGACGAUCAAACCCUCCAGGCGAUUCUCGGUCGGGGCGACUUCGUCGGAGGCAUAGACAACGAAGCCCUGGACUUCUCGCAGCUGGAAGAUUUUAUCAAUAGCGACAGUGAGCAACCUGCCACAUAUUUCGCGGAUACCCUGGCUAACAAUGAGAAUGGGGGUGGAACGACGACGCAUGGUGGUCGCGUGGAGGCGGCAGCCACUCAACAACCACCGUCUCGAUUGCCAUCGCCGAUUACCCAAAGUCAUCCGGUCUCGAGUACGUGCACAUCCGGUACCACCACCGUACCAAAUGGCGCCGCUUACAAGGAUCCGCAAUCGUACGUUCACCCACAUGCAUUACCAGAAAGCCCACCUGACAGUGGCAGCGAACCGCCAUAUUCUCCGCCAGGUCACAACGACACUCAACAUGUACAUUCACCGCAUCAAAAGGUAGCUCUUCAGGAAAUGCUUCUUCAUCACCAAGGCAAUCAGGCCAAUUAUGCACCAAAUCUACUACCGUCCUCGCCUUUAACAUCCUCCACGGAUCCAAUGCUACUAACUCACACCGUGCUUACGUCUCAUCUCGCCUCUGGAACACCGAAUGUUCAAUCGCAACAGCCGAUAAGUCAGACCUUAGUGCCUCUGCCACACGAUCCUAGUCCUGGUAACAUCACGUUGUAUCCGUCGGUACAAUCGGCGCCCAAGAAGAGAAAAUUGAGUCAGGAUGGUCUUGUCCAUGUGAAGCAGGAACCUGAACUGGGAACCGUGGAACAUAGCUGUAGCAGCAGCAGCGCGGUUCUCGAUGGCGACGAAGUGGCGGACAAUAGCUACAUAGACGCCAGUUACCAGUGCAUCCGAUUUCAUCCUUUUCAACAAACUUCCUGGCACGUUCUCUGUGACCAUAAUCUAAAAGAGCUACCAGUGCCUCAUUACCGGGUUGACGCGGACAAAGGAUUCAAUUUCAGCAACUCCGACGAUGCUUUCGUGUGCCAGAAGAAAAAUCAUUUUCAGAUUACUUGCCACGCUCAGCUUCAAGGCGAGGCUAUAUUCGUCCGGACCGGCGGAGGCUUCAAGAAGAUAAGUAGCUUCCAAUUGCACUUUUACGGCGUCAAAGUCGAGUCUCCGACGCAAACGAUCAGAGUGGAGCAGAGUCAAAGCGACAGGAGCAAGAAACCGUUUCAUCCGGUGACGGUGGAACUAGGCGGCGAGCGUGUUACAAAGGUAACCGUUGGCCGUCUUCACUUCAGCGAAACGACCAGCAACAAUAUGCGAAAGAAAGGGAAACCGAAUCCGGAUCAAAGAUAUUUUCAUUUAGUUGUCGGCCUGCACGCUCAUACCGUUGAUCAAGCCAGCUAUCAGGUGGUAGCUCAUGCGUCAGAGAGAAUAAUCGUCAGGGCAAGUAAUCCUGGUCAAUUCGAGUCGGAAGGCAGUGGCGUUGGUGCAGAGGGUGGUUGGCAAAGGGGAGCAGCACCGGAUAGCGUGUUCCAUGCCGGUCGAGUUGGAAUUAACACGGACAGGCCUGACGAAGCUCUGGUUGUUCAUGGCAAUAUGAAGGUGACUGGUCAUAUUGUUCAACCCAGUGAUGCACGGGCGAAACAAAACGUGCAGGAAGUGGACACGCGUGAGCAAUUACGAAACGUGCAACAGUUGAGAGUGGUUCGUUACAGAUACGCGCCGGAAUUUGCACAGCAUUCUGGUUUGGGUAUCAAGCAGCAAGAAGACACGGGUGUCAUAGCGCAAGAAGUGCAACAAAUACUUCCGGAAGCUGUGCUACCAGCUGGAGACAUAGUUCUUCCAAAUGGCCAGAGAAUCGAGAACUUUCUCAUGGUGAAUAAGGAAAGGAUAUUCAUGGAAAAUGUUGGUGCUGUGAAGGAACUGUGCAAAGUAACGGAUAGCUUGGAGACUCGAAUAGACCAACUGGAGCGAAUAAAUAAGCGGUUGGCGAAGCUGAAGAGGGGUGACAGUCUGAAAAGUUCGAUUAGUACAAUCUCUAGUAUAUCAAGUAACAAAUACUCAUCCUCUAUCAAUAGUAAGAGCACUGUACAAGGAAAGGGAAAAAAGAGCGAGAGGGAGAACGAAUUGCUAUGCAGCAAUAAGUUUAUCCAGAUUGUCAUUGUUAUACUUAUUCUUAUUAUGGCAUUCUGCUUAGUCGCCAUGGCGACGCUAUACUUCUUAGAAUAUCAGAAACGUAGCAGUCUCGAGUGGACAGCGGUAGCUAGCAAUGGAAUGUUGGCUAUAAGACCAGCUCAUCCAUCGACAGUGUCGAGCACGCCUAAUUACGAGCCCCGGUAUAAUUCGUUAUUGGACAGUACGUUAUCGUCUUCGUAUACUAAACAUGGAUCCCAUAAUAGAGGCUUGGAUGGUAGUUUAUCUGUAAAAACCAACGCUUUUUCCACACAAGCUCCUCACACGAAACAGCAGCUUUAUUCUCAAGAGAUUACUUGGUAUCCCUUUAGUCAUUCUGGGCCCCAACCAAAACUUGAAAAAAAUAGCGAAUUUCCUGGGAAUUGGUUAAGCAGGUGCAGGAAUGGUGCUGGUGCUGUUCCCAGUAACGUGGAUGAAAACGAUCAAGGAUCAGAUGUGGAUUCUUCUUUGAAUAAAAGUCCAAUUCCAUUGGGUAGACCGUCGAAUUGUCCUAGACAUUUCAGCGAAUUCGAAAAUCAAUGUCAGACAUUCUGUUGUACAGCCAAGAUUCACCAAUUCGAAGAUCCACAACCUGAUCAUCCUCCGGAAAAGAAAUCAAUUUCAGAUCACAUAGAACAGCCAUUGAACGUAUAUGAGGAAAAACGUAAAAUAAGUAAAAGUUUCCAGAAUGGUAUAAGUCCAUCCGACCCAAGUACACAAACACUUGUAAAAGAGAAUAAUUAUAAGUAUCUACAUAAAAGAACAAGAAGAGAGAAAGGUAGUGGUGAUUGGGCGGAAGUCGCCAGUAAUGCUGCAGGAUCAUUACCACCUGAACCAAAGCCACAAUUGUGGAUAGUGGCAGAAAGCUUUAAUACUUCAAUCGAUCAAAAAUAUUGCUCCGCUCCGUCACAGGAUACGCCGAAUAAUAUAUCUUGUGUCAUUCCUUUGUCUAAGUACAUGCCAGACGUCCAACUUACGUUACAUUUUAUUGGAAUGCCUUGGUACGGGCAAGUAGUACAACAGUGCUCAUCACCAACGAAUCAUGGUGGCGACGAGCCUUUAAUAUGUAACCGGAAAUACACUAUGCAACAGCAAACACAGUUAAAGAUCGAUAUUGAAAAUAACAAUCAACGAGAUCAAUCUUUUCUUCUUGAUGUUGCUCACUAUCCUAAGAGAAUACUAAGGUUUCGUGUACCUACUGUACAGCCACAAGAGAAUAUAUGUAAGAAUAAACACGGUGUUGAUUAUUUGGAGUAUACGUUGCACUUCUAUCGAGAUUGCGAGGAAUGAUUAAUUUUUUAAUCAUAGUAAUUCACGAAGAAUUCAAACCGAAAAUUCGAUGUGUCUUAUUUGAAACAUUGUUAAAUAUCCACGAAACAGGAUUUUCUUGUGCCUUCGUAACAUAU
This is a messenger RNA of Eufriesea mexicana, 4091 nucleotides long. Its product is annotated as myelin regulatory factor-like protein. Lineage: Eukaryota; Metazoa; Arthropoda; Insecta; Hymenoptera; Apidae. The record is from RefSeq and is a predicted model, not a curated record. Gene Ontology annotation, biological process: positive regulation of DNA-templated transcription; protein autoprocessing. Gene Ontology annotation, cellular component: endoplasmic reticulum membrane; nucleus. The transcript is spliced from 18 exons. Gene Ontology annotation, molecular function: DNA-binding transcription factor activity; sequence-specific DNA binding. Bases 559 to 3975 code for a protein of 1138 amino acids.